AUGUCUAAUCGAUUUGAUCGCUUCGAGAGGCUCUUUGCUUACAAGCGCAAGCACUCGCUCCCUACAGUCACUUGCGACCCUGAGCCUCUAAGCCCAACCGUUCGACCCUCAGAGCUGGAUCAGCAAUUUCCCUCGCCGUCCUUCAUCCGCCCUAAGAAACUCCGGAUGUGUGCGCGUGACGAGAUUCGCCUCAGAGAAGCCUCCGGCCGCUCGCCAUCCGUCCCUGACAUCUUUACUUCGCAGGGCUCCAUCCGCGGCCACUCUCGCGACAGCGGCUCGACAGGAAGCUCGUACUCGCGCAAAGGCUCGGCGCGUUCGCCUUCUCUUAAUAGCAGAAGACAACAUCACCUAGUCACCGGCCUCCGCGAGUUUCAGUUUCCCAAGCCCACCUUUCAGAACGGCCAAGUUUCCCCCCAAUCGUCCACCUUUAGCGACAAGUCGACCAUAGCUCCUCGCAUUCCGAGCCCACGAUCCCGCUCACCUCUUCACAUGGAUAUUCCCCCCUGCAGAACUGACACGCCACCCUCUUCGGAUCCUGAGGACAACACCAGCCCUUCAGAACCCUGGCGGACAAAGAAGCUCCCUGAACUACCCCAUCGCGCUCCGCCUACACCUGACGAGUCUCCCCAGCUGGGGCCGUUACCCGACCCACCGAGGCUGCCUCAGCUUCGUCAUUCUCAGUCGACAGGUGCUUUGGAGAAGAUGAUGUUCAGUGAUAUUACAUUGGACCUUGGCGACAAAAUGGAGGGUGUGCCCAUGCGCAGAUCCAACAGCGAACAUAGCCUCGCACCAUCGGAAACCCCGUCGACUUCCAGCUCUGUUCUUCGCGAACCAGAUGUUACUGAGUUCCUCACUCUUAGCGAUGACGACAUUGCCGAGGAGGAGCUCGCUGGUAUCGACGCUGAACCUAAAUCUGCACCUGCAACGAAGCCGCUCGCUACCACUUUACUAACUCUCACCCCGCCUCGCGCAAGUCAGCCUGCCACAGCUGCAGCAUACGUGGCAGCCAGAAUCGCCAAAAGUUACGACUUUGAUCUGGUUUAUAUUGUCAACCUUUGGCCCGGCCCGGUGGAGUCCAACGGCGAACGCCCGUUGAUUGGACGUCUUCUCGCCGCCCACGGCCUACACCACGUUCCUUCCCCUCUCCAAAUCUCCUCCCUGGUUCACACCACCAUUCUGCGAUCUGACGGUUGGAUCGAGUACCGUAAUGCCGAUGCUCGACCCCACGAUCUCGCUCGCGGCUACGCCAGUGCCUUCUACACGGGCCAGUACGCGAGGAGUUUGUCUGGAAAUACAUCAACUCCUGUUUCUGGCGUUCGUCUGUCUGAGCAGAUUGACCGCGGCAUUGUCUUUGCUGCCUACCGCAAGCCUCGCCAAGGCGGGGACCGCCUCGGCCAUUCUUUUGAUGACAAGGAGCUUGGCGACCUUCACCGUGAGGCCGAGAGCCUGGUGGAGAUGCUCAUUGACAUCCACGUCACCAGCCGCCUCCGCCAGCCACGCAUCAGCUCGCGCACCAGCGAGGAGACUGGUCCUAUGCCUCUACAGCCAAUUGUCGCGGCAUAG
Molecule: messenger RNA, 1563 nt
Organism: Cordyceps militaris CM01
Lineage: Eukaryota; Fungi; Ascomycota; Sordariomycetes; Hypocreales; Cordycipitaceae
Exons: 1
Coding region: 1-1563 (520 amino acids)
Source: RefSeq, a predicted model, not a curated record